Molecule: messenger RNA, 1215 nt
Organism: Arachis ipaensis
Lineage: Eukaryota; Viridiplantae; Streptophyta; Magnoliopsida; Fabales; Fabaceae
Source: RefSeq, a predicted model, not a curated record
AUGGACAAGGUAUUCCACCAACAGAUAGGUUGGAACAUGAAAAUCUACGUGGAUGAUAUGGUCGCCAAGACCACACCAGAAAGAUCGCAUUGUGAAGACCUCAAGGAAAUAUUCAGUCAAAUCCGAGCAUAUAACAUGAGACUCAAUCCAGAGAAAUGUGCUUUUGGGGUACAAAGAGGCAAGUUCCUCGGGUUUAUGCUGACUUCACGAGGAAUCAAAGCAAACUCUGAAAAAUGUGAGGCGAUACUUAACAUGGCAAGUCCUAAAACAAUAAAAGAGGUACAACAACUAGCAGGGAGAGUAGCCGCCCUAUCACGAUUUUUGCCAGUAGUAUCAAACCGAUCAUACCACUUUUUCCAGACGAUAUCAAAAAGUAAAAAAUUCGAGUGGACAAAGGAAUGCGAGACAGCAUUCGCCGAACUUAAAGCCACUCUGUCUUCACCACCAGUACUGCAAAGCCCAGAAACCGAGUUUGAUAUUCAGUUUCAAUCCAGACCAGCUUUGAAGUCACAGAUCCUGGCGGACAUCGUUUCCGAACUCACAGCCGACGAACAUCACUACGAGAAGACUUGGGAAAUACAAGUAGAUGGUGCAUCAAACCGAGAAGGAAGCAGAGCCGGGAUAGUGCUAAGGGAAGGAGAAACAGUAAUGGCCGAGCAGUCACUUCAAUUCAACUUCUCAUCAAGCAAUAACCAAGCCGAAUAUGAGGCGCUCAUAGCAGGAAUCAUGCCUAGCAACGAGACUAACCCUCAAAACUUCAGGCGAAAAGCAAGUCUUUUUACAACCAUAGCAGGAGAACUGUAUAGGCGUGGUUUCUCACACCCAUUACUAAAAUGCCUCAAUAAAGACGAAGCAAAUGAAGUAAUGAAUGAGGUCCAUGAGGGCGUAUGUGGAAACCACAUAGAAGGACGAGCUCUUGCAGCAAAGAUCAUCCGAACAGGAUACUACUGGCCGACCAUGAAGAGGGAUUGCAUAGCAAAGGUCAAAACCUGCGACAACUGUCAAAAACAUGCUGCUGUCUCUAUGAAGCUCGCCGAGGUGAUGCACAGCGAGACACCAUUCAAGCUAGUCUACGGAUCAGAAGCACUGAUUCCGAUCAAAGUCGGCAUCCCUACAUUAAGAACCGAGCUAUACAAUCAACAACACAAUAUCAAUAUGAGGAAAGCCGAGCUUGAUCUCGCCGAGGAAGACAGGGACAUGGCCGCUAUCAAAUAA